Molecule: messenger RNA, 477 nt
Organism: Prorocentrum cordatum
Lineage: Eukaryota; Dinophyceae; Prorocentrales; Prorocentraceae
Source: the annotation of a GenBank genome assembly
AUGCGGGGCGCCUGCGCCGAGGUCCAGAGGCCCGGCGGCGGCGAGCUGCACUGCUUCGUGGAGGAGAAGGUGUGCUACCAGGGAGCCAACAUCGCGGUGGACUUCUCGAGCUUCGGUUCCAGCCACCAGGGCUGCCGCGAGGUGGACAACGCGGCGUCGUGCUGCGAGACAUGCGCGGCACUGUGGCCGCAGUGCCUGUCGUGGCAGUACAUCCUGGAGGGCACCGCGGCCAACGGCUACCCUGGCAUGAACAGUUACUGCUGUCUCAAAGGGGAGCUGGCGCCGGACCCGGUGGCCGCGGACUUCUGCGAGUCCGGCUACCAGAACCCGCGGUGCUUCCUCACCUCCGCCUGCGCCGUGGAGGUCACAGGCACGGGCUUCACCGCCUCCGACUCCCUUGUCGCAAUCCAGCCCGGGCAUGUGUGCGGCGACGCGGGAGCCAGUGCAGCCGCGUGGGCUGGCAUCACGAACCCCCAG